Molecule: messenger RNA, 2549 nt
Organism: Oldenlandia corymbosa var. corymbosa
Lineage: Eukaryota; Viridiplantae; Streptophyta; Magnoliopsida; Gentianales; Rubiaceae
Source: the annotation of a GenBank genome assembly
UACCAAUAUUGUAUUCCUUCUUUCAACACCCACCCCCCCACAGCAAAAUCACACUGCUCAAAUUUCAUCUUCUAACCCGCACUUCGUUCUUCUAACUGGGCUGGUUGAACAUAAAUUUCCAUGGCAAAAUCUUACAAAACAGUAGUUUUACUGUUACCUUUGAUGGUAAUACUUUCAUCAUGGAUGCCCAUUUCACAAUGUUCGAAGAAGCCGGUUGGGAUGGCAAGAAAAGAAGACAUACCUUACAUUCAAUGUCAGGUCUGUGAGAAAUUGGCUCAUCAACUGUACCAACAAGUUCAAGCAAAACAAGAUGAGAUAUUGCCAAAGAAGAUUUCAGAGUAUCAAAUCAUUGAAAUGACGGAGAAUGUUUGCAAUCUGAAGAAGCAGGAAGCUGACUGGAUCCUCAAAAUUGAUAUUGUCGAACAAGGAGAUCGUUUAGAGCUUGUUGAACAGGACUCUGAAGGACAAUGCGGUUCAGAAUGUAAAACAAUUGAGAGAGCUUGUCAGGAGGUUAUGGGAUAUUCGGACACUGAUGUGGCGGAAUACCUAUAUAAGGCAAAGCCCGAUGUAGACUCUUUAGUGAAGUAUCUUUGUAAGGAUCUCACUGGGGCAUGCAGCAAAAAGCCCCCAAAAGUGCCUAAGGCAAGCUUCUCUGACUCUUGCUUAGUUUUGAUUAUAUUGGGUGUUCAUGAAUUCAGAUUUUUUCUUGGACUGAUAAAAAAUGCAAAUGGUGUUGUUUAUUUUGGGGUGGGGUGGCUGCCUUUCAAUCUUUUCAUAAUUAUGUAAAGAAUGUUUUCGCCCCAGCCUUCAAAAAUCUAAAAUGUUCAGCAAGCAUUUGAUAAUGAUAGAAACCUAAUCGUAAGUCACGAUGGUGCAAAUGUGUGAGAAUUCUUAGAUGGUUCCAAUGUGUGAUUAUCCUUUCUUUAUUUCAUAGAGAGACUUUAUCUAAGAUGGUGCCAAUGUGUUAUAGUUCUUAGAAACCAUGGAUCUUGGUGAGCGGUUAAUUUCAUCCGACGUUAUCCUUUUGACACGUCUCUGUGAAAUAUCUAAGAAUCCGAGAGCAGUUCAACUACAAUCACUACUAAAUAACUAUGUGCGAAAGAAAUAUAGAAGGAUCUGGAUGACACAUGUGAUACCCUUAUUCCUUUGCCGAUAUCCCUAAUGCAGUGGGUGCAACCUAUCUUUGAUACUUUCAUUACAAAAAGAUGUGGUUGUGCUCAGAGAAUAAUAAAGGAAGCUUGGUGCUUAGGGAUAAUGGGUAUGGUUGUGUGUAGAUGGUAAAAGUGGAGAAUUAAAUUCUAUAUUUGUAAUCAGAUUAUAUGAUUUGAGAAAAAAUUUAUGUGAUUUAUCUUGAUUAGAUUUCUCUACGUUUCCCGUCUACAUAAAGUUAAAUCCGUUAGGCAUCACGUUCUUGAUUGUCUUAUUCCCUUUGCAGGAUAGAACUCCAGGAGAGCCAUUUGUUCCAAAAUCCUCAAAAGAGGCUGAAAUGGAAAGACUCUUAAAAUCUAUGGAGGUGACUCUAUAGUGUACGAACGUUGUAUUUUUUUACACAAUUAUUUGCACCCUAACUAAAAGUAUUCUUUAUUAUAGGGGAUGCCAGGAGCACCUGGUAUGAAGAUGUACUCGAGAGAUGAUUUGAUGAACAUGAAAAACUUCGGUGAGGAUGAUGCGGAUGAGGAUGAGGAUGAAGACGAUGAUGAGACGAAUUUCCCUUCUAAAUUGGUAUGAAUCAGAGCCUUUUUCCCCUUGAUCUAACCCGAACUAUUGACUUCAAUAGCUAAUAAUGCUAAGGAUUGCUGCAGGGGAAAGCCCUAAGGGAUAACGAAAAAACCAAAGGAGAUUGGAAACAUAGAAUCACUAAAGGAGUCUUGGAUGCUGGUGAGGCAGUCAAGCAUCAUGCAAACAAAGUCUCCAACAGGAUUCGACAGUGGUGGAAAAAGCGUACAGCAGCAUAUAACAAGCAAAACUCGAAGGGCAACAAGGCAGAGCUCUAGCCAACGGACACGCUUUUAGACAGUGGAGGUUUGGGUUUAACGCUUAUUCUCUUAGUUGUAUAUUUAACCCGAAAAAGCAUCCCUAUGACAUGUUUGACAUCCUAAUUAAACCUCAUUUAACAGAUGUAGUUCUUCUAGCAGCUUUGUAGUACUACUUUUUGUACCAUUAGAAUCCAAUUUUACGAAUGAGGAUGGACCAUUUUAUGGAUACACAGUUUUGUAUGCAACGGAUUGAGUCAUUGUUAUUUAUCUUACUACUGAAACUUUAAGCAUGACGGCACCAUCUUUUGAUGGUGUCGAUUAAACAACUCUGCAACAUUUGCACACAAAAACGGGAAAUGCCAAUCCCUGUAAAGAAUAUGCAAGUUUGCAUAAGGCAAUCAAUGUUAAUGUUGUGUUUUGGAAAAUGUGGAGGAAUUGCAUACCAGAAAACCUGUUCUGGAGUGUGACAAGGAUGAUAUAGCCUAUUGCAUCAAUAAAUCUGGAUUUAGCUUUGAGUUGCCGCCAAAUCGAUAGUUGAACUCUUCAAGAAUUCCUUAGCAACAAUAAUUUUAU